ACAGACACUUCGGCAGGACUGCGAACAAGACUUCUUCCUUCCUGUAAAUCCUUUAUCACAUUGAGAAUCCCAAACCCAGGCUGAACCGCAAUGGGAGAAUGGAAUUUCCUGAGUGAUCUCUUGGAGUCGAUCCAGGCCCAUGCUCCUAUGGUUGGGCGGAUCUGGCUGCUCCUCAUGUUGAUUUUCCGGAUCCUGAUCCUGGGCACGGUGGGAGGUGACAUUUUUGAGGAUGAACAAGAAGAGUUUGAGUGUAACACUCUGCAGCCAGGGUGUAAGCAGGUCUGUUACAGCAAAGCCUUCCCGAUCUCUCCUUACAGAUUCUGGGUUUUCCACAUUGUCAUCUUGUCCAUCCCGGCCCUGCUGUUUGUGGUGUACGCUAUGCACCAGUCCUCCAAGAGUGUGGAGAAACAGGAGAAGAUCGGCCUCCUCCAAAACAAAGAGACGCCAACCAGAGGAACGCCUAGAAUCCGCAAGUGUUACAUUGUUCAUGUGCUGAUACGGCUGCUGGCUGAGGUUGGUUUAGUGGUAUCUCAGUGUGCGCUGUACGGCUUCACCAUUGAACCUCGCUUCCUGUGUGUCAGUUUCCCGUGCCCUCACACUGUCGAUUGCUUUGUCUCGCGACCAAUGGAGAAGACGGUGUUCCUGAUCUUUUAUUUUGUCAUCGGGGUCAUCUCGGCCGUCAUCAGCCUGGUCGAGCUGCUGCACAUCCUGCUGAAAAUCUGCUGCAGCAGUCAAUCCCUGGAGCCCUGCGAGAGACAAAACCAGUCCAACAUUCACCACGAGAGAGAGAGGCACAUGCACUCGCUGCCACUGCUCCACACGGCAGGGAAUGUGAAGCCCAUCACAUACCAUCAUCCUGCCACUCAGUGGCACAAAGAGGAAUAUCCAAAUCUUCAGGGGGGCCCCCAGUCUGACACUGAGUCCAGCCUCACCAGUAAAUCCACCAUCCUCACCAAGUCAGUGAGAAGCAGCACCAGCAACCAGUCCAGUGUCAAGAAGCCACCUCUCAACAUCUGAAGAUGUAACAAAUAGUUUGAUUUCACUCCAGUCCUUUCUUCUUACAUCACAAAUACUGCACGUAACAUUGCAUCGUUGUAUAAACUGUGUAAACCAUCUCCAGAGCUCAUGCUGAUUGCCCACUAAUCCAGCUCACUAUGUUUUGUGCUCUUUCCGCUCUGAGUUGUUUUGCUGUAUGAUUUGCUUGUUGGGCUGGUCGGACGGGCUGUUUAGCUGCUCUCACAAACCCACGUUGUUUUCUAGUUUACGUUUGGUGCUGAGGGGAGCUUUGCAGAAGGCUGGCUCUGUUAGGGUUGGCUGGUUGGCUGGGUCGGUGGCUGUGUGUUCAAUUGAAUGACAGGCUUUGUCUUCACAGCUGCUGAGCUCGCUGGUCUGGCACUGUGAGGGCAGUCAGGGAUUUUGCGAAUUCAGGUUAAUCAAUGCUUCAAUUGGUAUUUGUGAUGGAGAGUUUGUUUUACAAGAAUCAUCCUUUUUUAACGAUCUUUUAGAUCUCAAAAUGUUUUCUAGUAAUUCCUGUUAAUGUUCAGUUACUGCUUUUUGGUGGCAAAUGUGGCAGCUACUUGGGCAUAACAAAGUCCCACGAUGCCAUCAACAGCCACAAAGUGAAUGACAAUCAAUGUACCUCCAG
Molecule: messenger RNA, 1645 nt
Organism: Callorhinchus milii (elephant shark)
Lineage: Eukaryota; Metazoa; Chordata; Chondrichthyes; Chimaeriformes; Callorhinchidae
Product: gap junction delta-3 protein
Exons: 2
Coding region: 91-1017 (308 amino acids)
Biological process (GO): cell communication
Cellular component (GO): connexin complex
Source: RefSeq, a predicted model, not a curated record